UUCGUCCCAUUUCGGUUUCGUUUCCCGGCCGGGGCGGAGCCGUGUCCGGAUGGCGGGGGGGGUGCUGGAGGUGCAGGGGGUCCCCCCCGACGCCCCCGAGGAGCUGCUGGUGCUGUACUUCGAGAGCCGGCGGCGCUCGGGCGGGGGGCCCGUGCAGAGCUGCCAGCGCCUUGGGCCCCUCCUCUUCCUCACCUUCGAGGACCCCCAGGAUGCUCAGAACGUGUUGGCCCACGGCAGCCACAGGCUGGGGGGGGCCGAGCUGGGGGUGCGUGCAGCCCCCCCCUGGGACCCCCACCACCUUCUGCUGCACUGCCCGGACCCCAGGACGCCCCCCCAGCACCUGGGGACCCUCCUGGGGGUCCCCCCCGGCACUGUCACCCUGUGCCAGGGCUCCGUGCCCGGCUGGCACCCGCUGCGCCUGCGGGACCCCCUCACCCCCCCAGAGCUGGCCUCGGCGGAGCAGCGGGCACGGCAGCGGGGGCUGGCGCUGCUGCGGGCGCCGCGGAGCCCCUCGGUGCUGGUGCGGGCGGCGGGGCCGGCGCUCGGCCGGGACCUGCUGGAGCUCUACUUCGAGAACCGGCGCAGCGGCGGCGGCCGCGUGAGGCACGUGCGGCUGCUGCCGGGCGGCCACGGGGCCAUCGUCACCUUCCAGGAGCCGGCAGCCGCCGAGCGGGUGCUGCGGAGGCAACACCGGCUGCAGGACACGGUGCUGGAGCUCACCCCUCACUACCGCUUCAUGGAGCUGCUGGAGGGGAGCACGGACCCGACCCUGGACACUGCUCUGGACAGGGCCCUUGCUCCGGACUCAGAGCUGGUCACAGACCCCUUGCCGGACAGAGAUCGGCCGCCGGACAUGGCCCCGUCCUUGGUCAGAGACCCCAUGGUGGCACACGUGAACCCCUCACCGGACACAGCCGUGUCCUCGGACAGAGACCCCGUGGUGGCACAUGUGAACCCCCCGCUGGACACGGCUGUGUCCUUGAACAGAGACCCCACGGUGUCGGACAGAGACCCCACGGUGUCACACGUGAGCCCCCCGCCGGACACGGCUGUGUCCUCGGUCAGAGACCCCACGGUGUCACACCUGAGCCCCUCACCGGACACGGCCCCGUCCUCGGUCAGAGACCCCACGGUGUCGGACAGAGACCCCACGGUGUCACACGUGAGCCCCUCACCGGACACAGCCGUGUCCUCCAUCAGAGACCCCACGGUGACACACCUGAGCCCCUCACCGGACACAGCCGUGUCCUCCAUCAGAGACCCCACGGUGACACACCUGAGCCCCUCACCGGACACGGCCGCCGCAGUCCCGGCACUGCCGGCAGCACCGACAUCGCACCCGGCACCAGGACGGCCGCCAGCCGCCUGCCCCGGCCGGGACCGGGACACGGAGGGGUUCAGGGCCGUGCCGGGCCAGGCCCAGCGCCCGGGGCUGUUCCCAGAACCAGAACCGGUACCGGCGGGGCUGCAGCAGGACGAGGCGCUGGUGCCGGCGGAACCGGGAGCGCUGCGGUUCCUGCAGCAGCAGUACCGGGACGUGCUCGGCAGCGUCCCCGGAGUGACCCUGCUGCCGCUGGACGGGGGGGACAUCUCCGGGCUCCGGGUGAGCGGGGAGCCGGCCCGGUGCCGGGCGGUGGCGGAAUUCCUGCAGAGCCUGCUGGACUCGGUGGCCUCGCACCCCACAACGCUGCGCUUCCCGGGCAUCGCCCGCUUCCUGCGGGAGCCGGCCGGGCAGAGCCUGCUGCGGCAGCUGGAGAGCCGCUUCGGCUGCAUCAUCCAGCUGCACGGCGAGCCCUGGAGCCCUCCGGAUCCGCAGCUGGAGCUGGAGGAGCUGCUGCCCCCGGGCAGCCACCGGGAGCUCUGCUCGCCCUCCUGGCACCGGGACCUGCCCGAGGACAGCCACGCCGCUUAUGAGGACACCGGGGACGGCGGCGACAGCGGCUUUCGCUCCAGCGCAGAGGAGAUCAAGGAGGUGCUGGCAGCGCUGCACCUGCACGGCCCCGCCGGGCGUGGGAGCCCCGGCCCGUGGCCCGAGCCCGUCGCCAGCGGCGAGUGGGACCUGGAGGCCGAGUUCCCCUGCGCGGCCGGCGGGGACGGUGCCCGGGAGCUGCUGUCGGGCACGGGCGUGGAGGAGGAGGUGCAGAUGGCUCUGGCCAUCCAGUACUCCAUGGACCGCACGUGGUGCGAGGAGCAGGAGCUGGCCCGCGCCACCGCCCUGUCCCUGCGCUCCUACAGCCGGGAGCGGGAGCAGCAGCGGGCGGAGGAGGAUGCCGGGCUGCUGGCCGCGCUGGAAGCCUCGCUGGAGGAGGCGCUGCUGGCGGCAGACGAGGUGCGGGUGUCGGUGUUCUGCUCCUCGGAGCGGGACGCGUCGGCGGUGCCGCGGGAGCUGGAGCGGGCGCUGGCGGCGCGGCUGCGGGCGCGGGAGGUGGCGAGCGAGCGGCUGCGGGCGUUGCCAGCCACCGGCCGCUGCGCGCUGGCCCUGCUGCGCCGCCGCCACGCCGUGCAGCUCGCCCUGCACGGUGGCACCGCCACGCUGCGAGGCUUCGCCGACUUCGUGGAGCCUGCCGCACGGGAGCUGGCGUGGCUGCUCCGGCAGAUGCCACCGCCGCGGCACGGUGCCACCGCCACCGCCACCACCGCGCACUGGGUGCGCUGGGACACGUCCGGCACCGCUGUCCCCUACGGCCCCGAGGCCGCGGCGCAGCUGGAGCGGGCCUGGCUGCGCCAGGAGCGCCGGCUGGAUCUGGUGCUGGACGGGAGGCCCUUCACCGUGGAUUUGGAGCGCAUGGAGGAGUUCGACAUCGGCAGCGCCCGCGCCGUGCCCGUGUGCCGCAGCCAGCCCCCGCUGGACAGCACCUGCUGCCUGCUCGGGCCGGAGCUGGCCGGGCUGGAGGAGGAGGUGCGGCUGAUGCCGCUGGCCGAGGACUCGGAGGAGUUCGCCGAGGCGGCGCAGCAUUUCUGCGGGACGCUGGAGGAGCUGCAGGGUCAGAUCAGCAUCGUGCAGGUGCAGAAGCUGAUCCACCCGGUGCUGUACAAGCAGUACCAGCUGAAGAAGGGCAGCGUCGAGCGGGGCUGCGCCGCCGGCACCGCCGUGGAGCGCGUCCUGUUCCACGGCACCACCAAGGCCUCCAGCCGCGAGAUCUGCCUGCACGGCUUCAACCGCAGCUUCUGCGGCAAGAACGCCACGCUCUACGGUCUCGGCGUGUACUUCGCGGCGCGCGCGGCCGUCUCGGCGCGGGACCGUUACUCGCCGCCCAGCGCCAGCGGCGCCAAGUUCAUCUUCAUGGCCAAGGUGCUGACCGGGGAGUUCGCGGCCGGGCGAGCGGGGCUGCGGGCGCCGCCGCUGCGGGAGGGCUGCGGGGUCCCCCGGCGCUACCACAGCGUGGUGGAUGACCCCCGGCAGCCCGACAUCUUCGUCAUCUUCAACGACACCCAGGCCUACCCCCAGUACCUCAUCACCUGCCGCAGCCGCCACGGGGGUCCCCUCUGAGCCCCCCCGGCUUUGAGGACCCCCCUUUAUCCCCCUGGCGUGUCCCGGUGCCGGUGCGGGGGUUUCGGUGUCUGGGGGGCUCUGCCGUCGGGACUCGGGGUGCAGGGAGGUUCCUGCCCUGCCCAGGAGCUCAGGGCGGGGGGAUCCUCACCUGGGGACGCUCCUGGGCACCCCCGUGCCAGGGCGGGAGGGGGACAGGAGGACUUGGGGUCACCUGUGUGACAUCAGUGGAAUUUUAAAUGAAAGUGGAAAUAAAAUUGGGAAUAAAUUGGAACCUUUUGCAUGGCUGGGAUUGGGGGUGGGAGAAGAUGUUCCAGUCCCAAAUGGGAUGACUGGGAUUGGUGUGGGUGGGGUCCCAGGCUCAGCUGGGAGCACUGGGAGCUGCGCACCUGUGUGUGGGUGCUGUGUCCCCCUGACAGGUGGCUGUGCUGGGUGGUGGCUCUGGGCCACCCCAGGGCU
This is a messenger RNA of Poecile atricapillus (Black-capped chickadee), 3949 nucleotides long. It is a transcript of the gene PARP10, whose product is annotated as poly(ADP-ribose) polymerase family member 10. The transcript has 11 exons. Lineage: Eukaryota; Metazoa; Chordata; Aves; Passeriformes; Paridae. Gene Ontology annotation, molecular function: transcription corepressor activity; NAD+ poly-ADP-ribosyltransferase activity; nucleic acid binding. Gene Ontology annotation, biological process: negative regulation of gene expression. The coding region runs from base 50 to 3490 and encodes 1146 amino acids. The record is from RefSeq and is a predicted model, not a curated record. Gene Ontology annotation, cellular component: nucleus; cytoplasm.